This is a messenger RNA of Labeo rohita (rohu), 1031 nucleotides long. RefSeq names its product iron-sulfur cluster assembly enzyme (gene iscua). The transcript is spliced from 5 exons. Gene Ontology annotation, cellular component: cytoplasm; mitochondrial matrix. Gene Ontology annotation, biological process: iron-sulfur cluster assembly; intracellular iron ion homeostasis. The record is from RefSeq and is a predicted model, not a curated record. The coding region runs from base 51 to 548 and encodes 165 amino acids. Lineage: Eukaryota; Metazoa; Chordata; Actinopteri; Cypriniformes; Cyprinidae. Gene Ontology annotation, molecular function: ferrous iron binding; 2 iron, 2 sulfur cluster binding.
CGCUCCCUCUGCCGGUUGACCCAGUGUUUAUACAGUAGUAGUCAGUCAUCAUGGCGUUAGCAGCGGCAGCUAAGAGUUGUGCAUCCUUUGCACUUUUCAGUAGAUCAUUGUCAUUACCAGAGCUCAGAAUAGCAUGCUGUUAUCACAAAAAGGUGGUGGACCACUAUGAAAACCCCAGAAAUGUUGGUUCCCUGGACAAGAAUGCCAAGAACGUAGGCACUGGUUUGGUAGGCGCACCUGCAUGUGGGGAUGUUAUGAAACUACAGAUUCAGGUGGAUGAGAAUGGCAAGAUAGUAGAUGCCAGAUUCAAAACAUUUGGCUGUGGCUCAGCUAUUGCUUCCAGCUCACUGGCCACUGAGUGGGUGAAGGGAAAAUCGAUUGACGAAGCCCUGAAAAUCAAAAACACUGAGAUUGCCAAAGAGCUUUGUCUACCACCAGUCAAACUUCAUUGUUCUAUGCUUGCAGAGGAUGCCAUCAAGGCUGCGUUAGCAGACUACAGACUCAAACAGAAGGACGACAAGGAAACAUUGGCAGAAGCUCGAAAUUAAUGUCCUCAUUCACAGACAAGUCACUGUUACCCACUCUCGUUGUGACUCAUAGAAAAAUUGUGUAGUUUAUGUGCUUUCUGAGGAUAUAAUAAACACAGUAGCCAGCGUCUAUCAUUACUACUCUAUUUGCACUGCCUUUGCGUUGCUGGUUUGAAGUGGCUUGCAUCGACCGACUGUGAGGAUCUUUUGGAUUUAAGUUUUCUCGCACGAAUCACGCACAAAGAGUUAAAAUAACCUCUUUACUUCCUAAAGAUCUCUUAUGUCCUCUAUAUUAAAUGCAUACUACUGCAAUGUUUGCAAAUGUACUCUACGACAGUUUAUAAGAAGGAAAAUAUGGGAUUUGAAAAAUGUCUACUUGUUUAGAUUUUCAGAGAGAUCAUUAUAGUUUUGGCAGUGAUUUGUACGCAAAAAAAAAAAAAAAGCAAAUUUGACUUUGGUGAUGUAUUAUUUGUUGCAAAAAAAUAAUAAAGCUGUAAAUAUUCA